UUCUAUGGUUAACUGUUAGUAAAAUUUCUGACUCAUUCCCCAGCCGCCCAAACAAAAGGAAAUAGAGAAUGAUGGUCAGGAUGAAAAGCAGACAAUGGGUAUACAUGGUGAGAUAUAUAUUCUGAUCUGUUGGAAAUUCAAGGCGUUUAAUAUCCAAAGCUGUGAUUCUUGGGACCGCUGGAUUCUGUCCUUGUAAAGUGGCUGUGUGCUUUGGCAUGCCGUCACAUUGUAUUUUCUUUGUGAUUCAUGAUUCUUGUAUUCUAGAGCUGUUCUAGAACUUUCUGACAAUUUUGUUGUUCUGACUGACAUUUUGGUGAACUCUUUGCUUGCCACUCAUGAGUCAUGACACAAUUUCAAAAUCUAUUACAUCAGGAGUUCAUAAGAAUUUACCGCUACAGAAUGUAUCUUUCCGCUGAAAAUCAUAUCCUGAAACUAAACUGGUAGGUGUGAAUUGACAUCACAUGCCAAGCACUUUGGCUAGAAAAAACAUGAAACAAUGUCUGAACUGCAUCGAGUUUGUAGGAUGCAUUUAGGUUUUCUUCCUAGUUUUGGUGAUGACCUGAUUACUCAAGAACGAAGACUAUAUUCCCAAGAAGCCUUUUUUUUUUUUAUCAACAUAUUUCCAAGUAGUUGCACCGAUAGAAUUUGAACCUGCAACUACUCAGAGUUACCAAAAACACCUACUUUAUACAGUGCAGCUACUUUCAUUUCAUGUUCUUGCUCCCGAGUGUGUUAGUGUGUGUCCAACCGUGAGUCUGUCUAAAUUCAAACAAAGGAACGAGACAGAAACGGGAUAACUAAUGACAAUCUAUGCCAAAUCUUCUUCUAUAAGCUCUUGGAUCUGGAUUCUGGUGGGUAAGGGCAAACAAGUAGGAUGGUACUAAAUGGUAACCAACUGGUGGUAGUUCUUUGACUUGGUUUUGAAGGAUCCUCACCUGCUAGAUAAUUGAGAAGGUUGCGGCUGGAGCCCUUCUGUUUUCACACGCUUUAGAGUUAUUCCGUACUUCCGUUACAGCUGAGAAAUGAACUCUAUUUGAAACAGAGCGAAGCCACGCAGUAAUAAGAAAGAUAAAAACAACUUGGGGCAUUUACGAUCCUUGCGUCUCCAGUACGGGAAUGAGACCUUUUUAACCCAAUGUUUAUAUUUGCAACAAGUUUAUAGUCCACAGGAGUAAAAAUUUACUCACUAAUCAUAGACUUCAACGAGCAUUCAAACUUUAUUGUAAUACAUGCUAACCUUUUUCAUCCUACGAUGAUAGUACAACUCAUGAACUCAACAGCUGAGCUAGCAAAUACUUCUUUUUUGGACCCUUGAUGGUUGGUUUGGCACAACGCUAAGUUGAAUCAUGUUUUACACCCCUCAAUACUUGCAUUUCCGGUCCUUAAGUUGAUUGGUAACUCAAAAUCUAAUUUCGGUAAACCUCUUUAAAAUUCGCUCAAACUUUAUAUACUCCAUCGCUCUCUGAAUAAGUGUUCGGCCUGCAAACCUAGGUCUUUUAAAAAUACGUAUUUUUUCAUUUAAAAAUUGUAGUAAUCUUUUUCACAACUUAAAAGUAUUCAUUGAUAUCUAUUGAUUAGUGAAGAAAAUAAUUUUUUUAACAAAAAAAAUGCAUCUUUUUAAAAGUUUAAGUUUGCGGACUGAACAUUUAUGUAGUAAUGAAGGGAGUAUCAAGUUGAGUUUCACUCACGAUCGGAAGAAACUUGAGUUGUACUCAAAUUUUUAUAAUUAAAUAAAAAGAGACUAUAAUCAUUCAAAAUUUAUAAUGUCGUAUUUUUCCUCUAUAAAUUAGCUAUUAAUGAAUUACUGAGUUAAUCUUGUAGAAUGCUUUUAUUAAUUAUUAGUACUUAAAAUUUUAUUCAAAGUUUUACUCAAAUACACACGGAUUAAAUUAGAACUACUCCUUUUGUUCGUGUUUACACGUAACUUGGAGAGAAGUACCGCUCGGCUAAGGAAAGGAACAUAACUACCGACUCUCUCGCUCGUGUGUGUAUAAACCCUAGUUUUCUGAUAGUUGCAGAUAAAGUCAAUAUUGGUGGAUAAAAAUUUGAACAAAUGAAGGGUUCUUCGUCCGAGACAAAGCUUUUGCAAGACCUGGUUCUCUACGCAGCAAGCGCCGCUCUCAGUUGCCUCGUGUUGUUCGUGGGGCUCCGACAGCUAGACCCUAAUCGCGAGUCCUCUAAAAAAGCUCUCGAACAUAAGAAGGAGAUAGCCAAACGUUUGGGCAGACCUCUCAUUCAAACUAAUCCCUAUGAGGACGUAAUUGCUUGUGACGUAAUAAAUCCUGAUCACAUAGAUGUGGAGUUUGACUCUAUCGGAGGGUUGGAAUCCAUUAAGCAAGCUUUAUUCGAGCUGGUGAUUCUCCCAUUAAGGAGGCCUCAACUGUUUUCACAUGGGAAGCUUCUUGGUCCCCAAAAAGGGGUCUUGUUAUAUGGACCACCGGGCACUGGAAAGACCAUGCUUGCCAAAGCCAUUGCAAAGGAGUCUGGAGCUGUUUUCAUCAAUGUUAGGAUAUCAAAUCUAAUGAGUAAAUGGUUUGGUGAUGCACAAAAACUAGUGGCUGCUGUCUUCAGCUUGGCCCAUAAGCUCCAACCUGCUAUUAUAUUCAUUGAUGAGGUUGAUAGUUUUCUGGGUCAGCGUCGCACAACUGACCAUGAAGCCCUCACCAACAUGAAGACAGAGUUCAUGGCUUUAUGGGAUGGUUUCACCACUGAUCAGAAUGCAAGGGUAAUGGUUCUUGCUGCGACUAACCGUCCAUCAGAACUUGAUGAAGCAAUUCUUCGGCGUCUUCCUCAGGCCUUUGAGAUCGGCAUGCCUGACCUCAGGGAGAGGGUAGAGAUACUGAAGGUGAUUUUGAAGGAUGAGAGGGUAGAAGAGGACAUUGACUUCAAUCACAUAUCUGGUUUAUGUGAUGGCUAUACUGGUUCAGAUCUUCUUGAAUUGUGCAAGAAAGCAGCCUAUUUUCCAAUCAGGGACCUGCUUAAUGAUGAGAAGAAUGGGAAGUCAUCUCCUGAACCAAGGCCAUUGUUGCAGUUGGAUCUUGAGAACGUUCUCAACUCAUCAAGAAAGACAAGGGUUGCUGCAAAUGAAUACACCAGGUUAAACUCCCAAUUGGCAGGGUGGUCAAGGAACAGAGAUUCGGAGGAUUAUCAGGUCCAAGCUACAAUCAAUGAGCUUUCUAAGCUCGUGCUUUCUCAAAUUUUGACCCUUCAGUCAGAUGCCCAAGAUCCAUAAAAAUCAUAACCGUAGCCCACCUAGUAGUUAUCCGUUCUGUGUAAUAACGUCAAAUUUACGUUUGAACUUUUUGGGCAUUUUGACAUUUUACGUGUAUGGUUUUGUUAUGUGCCACUCUCUUCCUUCCAGUCUUUUUAGCUUGAGACCUGCUAGGAUAAGUCGAGUGGCUGUGAUUUAGUCGAACUGUAUACUUUUGCAGUCACAUUUCAUAUGGUUUACUAUUUCAAAAACCAUUCUUAACGGAUUCAUGUAGCCGACCCCAAGUGAUUGGGACGUAAGGCUCGAUUUGGUUUGGUUAUUCUUAACGUUUCUCCUUUGGAAAGAA
Molecule: messenger RNA, 3557 nt
Organism: Rhododendron vialii
Lineage: Eukaryota; Viridiplantae; Streptophyta; Magnoliopsida; Ericales; Ericaceae
Exons: 5
Coding region: 2054-3232 (392 amino acids)
Cellular component (GO): mitochondrial outer membrane
Molecular function (GO): ATP hydrolysis activity; ATP binding
Source: RefSeq, a predicted model, not a curated record